This is a messenger RNA of Aspergillus ibericus CBS 121593, 912 nucleotides long. Its product is annotated as glycosyltransferase family 2 protein. Bases 1 to 912 code for a protein of 303 amino acids. The record is from RefSeq and is a predicted model, not a curated record. NCBI's taxonomy places the organism in Eukaryota, Fungi, Ascomycota, Eurotiomycetes, Eurotiales, Aspergillaceae. The transcript has 2 exons.
AUGGAGUUUCCAUUCAUGCGAGCCUUUAUUGCCCUAUUUUUAUAUCGCUACUUUCGCCUUGUUGUGAACCUUGUUUCCUUCUGGACAUUUAAACCAAUUCUUCCGCCAGAGAAUCCGAAAUUAACUGCCCAGGAUGUGACGGUAAUCUUACCAACCUUGGAAGGAUGCGGCGAUGAACUCGUGGAAACCAUAAGAACGAUUCUCGACACGCAACCAUAUGAGCUCCUCUUGGUCACUAUCGAGGCAAAUCGGAAAAAGGCAGAGAAUAUGUUGAGCUUGAUGCCAGCUUCGAAGUCGAGAAUCCGCUUGUUCACUGUCACCCACCCAAACAAGCGUCGACAGAUGACUAGGGCGAUCCCAGAAGUCCGGACUGCUAUCACGGUAUUUGCAGAUGACGAUGUGAGUUGGCCACGGACAGUUCUUCCUUGGAUCUUAGCGCCUUUCGAGAAGGACGAGCGAUAUGGUGGUGUGGUUACUUGUCAGCGUCUGCGACGAGCUGUUUCCCCAUCAUUCUCCCAGCGCAUAUGGGGUUUCCUGGGCGCUCUUUACCUGGAGCGAAGAAAUUUCGACUGCGCAGCCACAACACAUAUUGAUGGUGGGCUUCCUUGCAUGUCGGGCCGGACAGUUGCAUACAGGACAGCGAUCCUCCAAAAUGAGGGCUUCACAUAUGCGUUCACCAAUGAGGAAUGGUGGUUCGGAAAGUAUCAAUUGAACGCGGAUGAUGACAAUUUUAUUACCCGCUGGAUGGUGUCGCAUGGCUGGGAGACAUUCAUGCAAUAUCAUCCUGAGGCGGAGGUCUUGACAACAUUGGAAGAUAAUCCUAAGUUUCUCAAGCAGUGCGCGCGCUGGUCUCGAAGCAACUGGAGGAGCAACCUUACGAGCAUGUUCCACGAAAAACAUAUUUGGCAGUGA